UCAUAAUUAAUAACGUACCAUCCACUGUGACUAUGAGUGUUGCAGCAGUGUGCUCGCAGCUUACUGCUUCCUCCAAAACCUAAUUUCCCAAAAUUCCAAUUUUGAUUUUAUCAUUUCUGUACAUAUUUAUUCAAUUCAAUCUUUGAUAAACUAUUUCUCAAUGUCGUCUUCUAUGUUUAACAACAACAGCAUUUCGAUCUCCGUAUCAGACGAGGAGUCGAGCGAACUCGGCCGGAUGCAGGAGCGAGUCCGUAUAAAGCGCAAGAAACAGCAGGUUCACCGAGUUAGGAACGAGUUCUCUCGGCGUGUUGUAAGAUUCCUCUUGAAAUAUUGGAUGGUUUUGGUUUUCCUUCCCGCUGCUGGGUUACUGGUGUUUGAAGCCUCGAGAAUUGGUAAAAAGCCCAGUUUGGAUGUGGAAUUGGAGCACGAUGUAAAGAAGACACCGGAUUUGAAAAUUAACCAGACUGUUGAUGAAUCAAAGAAGAAAAUGGAAGAGAAUUUGGAUCGGCUUGAUCCACCACGUUGCUUGAAGCUACUACCUCCUGAAGAACUUCAACAUCUGGAAAUUCCCAUGCAUGAUGAAUCUAGUCCUGUUAAAAAUGUGGUAUACAUUUCAGAGAAAGCACAACAUGAAGGAGGGAAUAGUACCCUCUCUCAGCUGCGCUCAGAGGGUACACGAUUUAAUUUAUUUUCUGGAGAACAAACACUUGACGAGAGAGAGAGAAGUUUUAAGGUGAGUGAAACAGCUCAAAUACAUUGUGGUUUUUACAGUGAAAAUGGAGGGUUUAAGAUUUCUGGUGAGGACAAAAUUUUCAUGCAAACCUGCAAAGUUGUGGUGUCUACUUGUGCAUUUGGUGGUGGAGAUGACCUUUAUCAACCUAUUGGAAUGUUAGACACGUCACUGCAAAAGGUGUGCUAUGUUGCGUUUUGGGAUGAAAUUACUUUAGCAGCGCAAGAAUUAAAGAGGCACAGAAUUGGUGAGGACCAUUUUAUUGGGAAAUGGCGCAUUGUGGUCGUAAGGGAUCUGCCUUUUAUAGACCAAAGGUUAAAUGGUAAAAUCCCAAAGAUGUUGGGGCAUCGUCUCUUUCCUCAUGCCAAGUUCUCUAUUUGGGUAGACUCAAAAUCCCAAUUUAGGAGGGACCCUCUUGGUGUUCUAGAAGCCCUUCUUUGGCGCUCAAAUUCUGUAUUAGCAAUUUCACAACAUGGAGCUCGCAGCAAUGUGUAUGAGGAGGCUACAGCUGUUGUGAAGAAACACAAAGCCUCCCCAGAAGAAGUUGAGGUGCAGUUGACUCAAUACCGGCAGGAUGGCUUGCCUGAAGACAAGAGAUUUAAUGGAAAGAAGGCUUUGAAUGAAGCUUCUGUCAUCGUGAGGGAGCAUACACCGUUGACUAAUUUAUUUAUGUGCCUCUGGUUUAACGAAGUUGUUCGCUUCACUUCUAGGGAUCAGUUGAGUUUCCCAUAUGUACUAUGGCGAUUGAAAUUGUUAAAGAACAUUAACAUGUUCCCUGUUUGCAUUCGAAAAGAUCUAGUUAAUAGCAUGGGCCACAUACGCAAGGCUAAGCCAUUGAUAAGUUGAUGCUAUGGUACUGCAGUCACGGUUCCACAUGGAUGAAUGCCUUCAUUGUGAGUGGCUGGCAGGCUGUAUUUAUUCAUUCAUUAACUUGCUUAAGUUAAAUGUGCUGGAGGAAUUGGUGAAAAGGAGGAAUUUUACCCGUUUCCUCCUUUUUUCUUGAUCAGCUCCUUGUAUUGUUAUGGUCUUCACGUAAAUGGCUAGAGCAGAUGUAUUUACCUUCAUAUUACAAUUGUUAGAAAUAGAACGAAUCAAUUUACCUAA
This is a messenger RNA of Hevea brasiliensis (rubber tree), 1834 nucleotides long. Its product is annotated as probable hexosyltransferase MUCI70. The coding region runs from base 161 to 1576 and encodes 471 amino acids. The transcript has 6 exons. NCBI's taxonomy places the organism in Eukaryota, Viridiplantae, Streptophyta, Magnoliopsida, Malpighiales, Euphorbiaceae. The record is from RefSeq and is a predicted model, not a curated record.